CAACCCUAUAUGGUAGAGGAAAUCUGGACCUGCUGAAAGCCUAUAUAAAUGUGCUUCAAGUGAGCACCAUCUAUUCACAGCUGAAGGGGCAGAGACUGAGAAGAUGAAGGUUCUCCAUACAGCUGUCCUUGCUGCACUCCUUCCUGUCCUAAUAUCUGUUUCACUGUGUGCAGGAGCAGCAAUUUCUCUAGGAAUGGGCGUGGCCACAAUUACAGCAGCUCGUAUAUACAAGGGACAGCUGGCUGGGCAACCUGGAGAAGAGAAUGUUUUGGAAAUGGAAAGGUUCCCAUAUGUGGCUCUCUCCAAGGUGUACAAUGUAGAUGCACAGGUUCCAGACAGUGCUGGCACAGGAACUGCCUACUUAUGUGGAGUUAAAGCCAAUUCUGGGACUCUGGGAGUGAGCGCCGCUGCUAAAUAUGGAGUCUGCACUACUGCCAAUGGAAAUGAGGUGACCUCUAUCCUUCAUAGAGCUAAACUAGCAGGUAUGUCAGUGGGUAUUGUGACAACCACGCGUGUCCAGCAUGCCUCUCCAGCUGCAUCCUAUGCUCACAGUGCCAAUCGGGAUUGGUACUCGGACAAUGAGAUGACUUCAAAUAUGGUUAAUAGUGGCUGCAAGGAUAUUGCAUACCAGCUUGUGUACAACACAGACAUUGAUGUGAUUCUGGGAGGUGGACGAGUCUAUAUGAAUGCCAAGGGGACACCGGACCCAGAAUACCCAACCAGUACAUCAAGUCGAGCUGUUCGAAUAGAUGGUCUUAAUUUGACUGAUAUAUGGCUGAAAAAAAGGCCGAGGUCCAAGUAUGUGUGGAAUAAACAAGGCUUUGAUGCUGUGAAUGAAACCACAACAGAUUACUUAAUGGGGCUGUUUGAACCAAAAGACAUGAAAUAUGAACUAAGUCGUGAUCCUUCCAUGGACCCAUCCCUAGCAGAAAUGACUGAGAAGGCCAUCAAGAUCCUGAGCAAGAAUCCCAAAGGAUUUUUCCUUUUUGUAGAAGGUGGCAGAAUCGACCAUGGCCAUCAUGAUGGCAAUGCUAGGAAUUCCUUGACUGAGGCUGUUGAGUUUGACAAAGCCAUUCGCACAGCUGGGCAGAUGACUUCAGAAUCUGACACACUGACUGUUGUGACUGCUGACCAUUCUCAUGUCUUCACCUUUGGAGGGUACCCAGAUCGUGGUAACAGUAUUUUUGGCUUGGCACCAAACGAAGCCAUUGACCUCAAACCAUUUACCACCUUGCUGUAUGGGAAUGGUCCUGGAUUCAAGCUCGCUAAUGGACAACGAGAAGACAUCACUGGCAUUGAUACUGAAGACUCCAAUUACAGACAACAGGCGGCUGUCCCAGUCUCUUCAGAAACGCAUGGAGGAGAGGAUGUGGCCAUCAUGUCUAAAGGCCCCUUUUCUCAUCUGUUCCAUGGCAUACAUGAGCAGCACUACAUUGCCCAUGUGAUGGCCUUUGCGGCCUGUCUGGAGCCCUAUAGAAACUGUGAACAGUUAAAAUCUGCCUCUUCCCCAUAAGUAAACAUGCUUCAGGUUAAAGGUUGGGAGCUGUUUUGGUAUUGACAGCAGAAAGCAAUAAUUGGCAGUUUUCUCAUUUUUUUCAAGCCCACCUUUUUUUUUCUUGAAUUUCAGUCACGCAUGUAACCAUUGUUAUGAGGAUAUUUAUGAGGAUAUUUUUUGUAUGUAUGUAUGUAUGUAUGUAUGUAU
Messenger RNA from Rana temporaria (common frog), 1702 nucleotides. Its product is annotated as alkaline phosphatase, tissue-nonspecific isozyme-like. Gene Ontology annotation, cellular component: plasma membrane. Gene Ontology annotation, biological process: dephosphorylation. The coding region runs from base 104 to 1513 and encodes 469 amino acids. The record is from RefSeq and is a predicted model, not a curated record. Lineage: Eukaryota; Metazoa; Chordata; Amphibia; Anura; Ranidae. Gene Ontology annotation, molecular function: alkaline phosphatase activity. The transcript is spliced from 10 exons.